Rhincodon typus (whale shark) is the source of this 2683-nucleotide messenger RNA. Its product is annotated as biotinidase-like. Lineage: Eukaryota; Metazoa; Chordata; Chondrichthyes; Orectolobiformes; Rhincodontidae. Gene Ontology annotation, molecular function: hydrolase activity, acting on carbon-nitrogen (but not peptide) bonds, in linear amides. The transcript is spliced from 3 exons. The record is from RefSeq and is a predicted model, not a curated record. The coding region runs from base 51 to 1595 and encodes 514 amino acids.
UUUAGGUGCAAAUAUCGCAGUGUAGUGCUGCCGAUUAUUGUUGCAACAAAAUGGAGACAUUUGGUUUGAGAUGGUUGCUGCUGGGAUGGCAAUGUUUGGUAAUCCCGGCGUGGGGGCAGGAGUUUUACACCGCGGCGGUCUAUGAACAUGCAGCAGUGCUAAAUCCAUCCGGGAAAAUCCCUUCCACACGUCAGGGGGCGCUGAGACACAUGAAAAAAAACCUAGAUAUCUAUCAGGAACAAGUCUUUGCAGCAAGCAAACAGGGAGUUAAGAUAAUUGUAUUCCCAGAGGAUGGUCUCCAAGGCUUUCAGUUCAACAGGACUUCUAUUUUUCCUUAUUUGGAGCCUAUUCCAGAUCCUAAUGUUGUUCGAUGGAAUCCCUGCCUGCAUCCAUCCGCGUAUAAUGGUACAGAGGUCCUUCAUCAGUUGAGCUGUAUGGCAAGAAAUGGCAGUAUGUACUUGAUUGCAAACAUGGGAGAGCGACAAACCUGUGAGCAAAGUGAUCCCAAAUGUCCGCCAGAUGGAAGAUAUCAGUUUAACACAAAUGUGGUUUUUGAUUCUGAAGGUACUCUCACAGCUAAAUACCAGAAAUGGAACCUUUACUUUGAAGUUGCUUAUGACACACCCAAAACAAUGCAACACAUCAUCUUUAAUACACCUUUUGCUGGAAGAUUUGGCGUCUUUACUUGCUUUGAUAUAUUGUUCUAUGAGCCAGCAGUAAGUUUAAUCGAGAAUUAUGGUGUAAAACAAAUUAUAUUUCCUACUGCCUGGAUGAACCAGCUGCCACUCUUAUCUGCAAUAGAGUUUCAUCAAGCAUUUGCUGCUGCAUUUGGGAUCAAUCUUUUUGCAGCCAAUCAGCAUCAUCCUGAAUAUAAUAUGACAGGAAGUGGCAUCUAUAUCCCAUUAGAUUUCCCUUAUUAUUACAACUCCGAGAGCAGUGAAGGUAAACUUCUUGUGGCCAAGGUCCCUAUAAUUACAUCCACCCAAAAUUACAGCCUACAACAGUCUAAGUCACAGAUGACGUCAGCAUUUCUUGAAGAGACUAAUUAUCUUGAAGCUUCUCUCCUUCAGAAGGAGGGAGGAAAGCAGGAACAAACUGGCCCAUUGGAAAGCAGUGAUCCUGGUUAUGUGUUUCAUAACGUCAUGAUGUUUGAUAAUUACACAUUUAUCUCUUUGACAGGCUUGAAAGGUAAUUUGCAAGUCUGUUCCAACACCCUCUGUUGCCAUGUAGCCUACGAACGUAGCAAUUACACACCCAGUAACCUGUAUGCGUUAGGAGCCUAUGAUGGGCUUCACACAGUGGAUGGCACCUAUUACACACAAGUGUGUGCCUUGGUGAAGUGUGCAGGAUCCAGUUAUGACACAUGUGGCCAAAGUGUUACAACUGCCUCUGAUAUCAUAGACUUUAGAUUAUGGGGGAAUUUCAGCACAACCCAUAUUUAUCCAGCAAUAUUGGCUGAUGGGAUGAAAAUUUAUCGUGCAGAUACCAGAGGAUGGACUAACAAUAAUUAUUAUAUGACCAAGAAGGGGAUGUCGGCAGGUCUUGUCACUGCAGUACUCUAUGGAAGGUGGUACGAGAAAGAUUAUUGUUGUUGAGUUCUCUGUCUGAAUGUAGCUGUUGAGGAUUAUUAACUAAAAUACAGGAAUCUGAUAUGUCAUUUUACUGCAAAUUAGGCAAAGAAAAGUUUGAGUAUACCUUAUCCAGGAUGAGGAUUGCACCUUAUACUGUUGACAGAAUAUUUACUAACUAAUUUGAGGAACUGUGGAAAAGCAGGGAGGUUUAGGAGUUCAAUUACAGAAAACAUAAAAGUCAGAAGACAGGACCAGAAAAGUGUAAUUGACGAAUGAAAUGUUGACUGUUAUUUCAAAGUUCCUGGAAGAUCAAAGAUGGAGAUAAUAGCCCUGUUACAUAAAGGUCUGGUUCGACCCCAUUCACAGUAUUUCCAACUUGCAUAAUGGAUGAGUUGGGGAGGAUAUAUUUUUAUUUGAGGGUGUGUAGCACAGAAUGAUGCUGGGGCUACUGGACUUAAAGAAUGAGGAUAGUUUGCACAGUCAAACUUUGUAUUCUUUUCGAAUAUAGAAAAUGAAGGUGCAAUGUAAUUGCAGCGUUUAAGAUCAUUUAAAAGGGCUGUUAGACUAGAUCAAGUGAAAUAAUUUAUUUCCUCUAGUGGUGGACGCAGAACAAGUCAGCAACAUAAUCAUAAUCUUAGAGAUAGGCAUCAUGUCAAGAAGAAAUCUUGAUAGAAAGAAGGGAGAAAGUCUGAAACUCUCCCAAAAAAAGCUGUUGAGGUGAGGUCCCCUGAAAAUUUCAAAAUUCUGGUUGGUAAAAAAGUCUGAGAUUUAGGAGCUGAAAUGACCAUUUGGCCCAUUGAAUCUGCUCUGCCAUUCAAUCUUAGCCGAUGUGUUUCUCAAUCCCAUAGCCCUGCCUUCUCCCUGUAACCUUUGAUCCCUUUACUAAUCAAGAACCUAUCUAUCUCUGUCUUAACACAGUCAAUAUUUGUUAGGCAAGCUAUCACGAUGCCAAGACGAAAAUUAUGGAUUUAGGGUACAGAUCAUCCACGGGGUAAAUGAAUGGGUAAAAUAGACUGGAAAGAUUGACUGUCCUACUCCUAUGUUCUCUGAAGCUUAGGAUUGAAAGAAAUGACAGCAAAGUCAAUUAAAUAACAUUCACUGUAAACAGCUUA